AUGGAGGUAAUACUCCAGAUACUGGGCAGUCCCAUACGUCUCAAUGGAGCAGUCAGAGACGAUGGGACGGCCCGGUGGGAUCUGGAAUGGGAUGGUCCAUUUCUGAGGCUCUUUGUGGAUCUUGGGCUCCUCCUUCCCUCUCAGGUCCGCUCUGAUCAGGAAAGGCAUUUCUGGGGGAAGGAGUUCUUGUGGAGGGGACCACUCCGAGGUCCCUCUGAACGGCCUGGACUGGGACGUGUCUCCACUAUUUUUGAAAUGGAGUUGCUUCGGCCGUGGGUCUGGUCCAGUGAACAUUGUCUGCCUUUGUGGCAAAGGUUCUUGGAGAAGUUAAUUGAGGGGAUCCAGACCUCUGCAUAA
Messenger RNA from Knipowitschia caucasica, 357 nucleotides. The record is from the annotation of a GenBank genome assembly. Lineage: Eukaryota; Metazoa; Chordata; Actinopteri; Gobiiformes; Gobiidae.